UGGAGGCACCAAGUUGGCCACACGAGAGAGAAAACCCUUAAUCUUGUGUGUGAGCCCCUAGACUAGCUGCAGGAAGGCGAAUAAGAUUUUCACACAACUUAAACAGUGUUUGGGAUCAGUUGCGUUGGGAUCGGCACCCUUCAGGCUAAGGCUCGUGGGCAUUUUACUUCUUUUYAAAUAUUUAAACAGAGACUUGUUUGAAAAGCCAGUGUGCUCUUUAAAAAAGGGAAAAGAAAUGCUCAAGGAUGGAUGCUCAUGUGUCAGCUCAUCAUUUUUUACUGAACGAGUAUAGAAAACUGCUGUGCAAACUACUGAAUAGGCUAUAAAGAAAAUCCUUUUAUAUACRCAUUGCAGUGUGUUUUUUAUAAAAGCAAAUUGAGCAAAUAAUUUUAAACCUAGAAGAAAAAUUUGUAUAACCUCUGCAUUCUUAUUUCUGUGGUAUUACAUGCAAAAUGAGUUACAGUUUUUACUACCUGGAGGCUGAAAGAUUAACUCCUUGCUGAAAGGAGCAUCGGACUUGGCGUGUGUGAGGUGAUCAGGAUCAGGUAAAAUUGAUUUUUGUAUUAGCAAGCAGGAAAAUGCACACUCAAGAUUUGCUUGAUUAAAAGUUCUGGUGUCUAGCAAUGGAAAGCCCACAAACAAACUUCCAUCUAGGUCUAGGUUCAGACCACAAAAGGAGUGGGAUCCAAGAGGAUGGGAGUCCUCCAGUAAAAAAAGCAAUGACAGAAAUGCAUGUAAAUAGCAAAGUACGAGUUGUAAUGAAUAAAUUGCCAACGAUAAAGAAGGAAAACCUGGAUGAAUAUGAUGGAACUUCUGUGGAGGCUGAUGGGGAAAUCGCCAAGCCAAAUAAUACUUCGCUAUCCGAGSCUUUGAAUUUAAAUCCAGGUUUGAAGCACACGCUGGCACAGUUCCACUUAAGCAGCCAGAGUUCAUUGGGUGGCCCGGCAGCUUUCUCAGCUCGUUAUUCCCAGGAAAGUAUGUCACCCACUGUCUUCCUGCCUCUCCCAUCACCACAAAUACUUUCUGGUCCGCUGCUCAUUCCUCCCGACAGCUCCACCGAGCUCACUCAGACUCUCUUGGAGGGGGAGUCUAUUUCUUGUUUUAAGGUUGGAGGAGAAAAGAGACUCUGCCUGCCUCAAGUUUUGAAUUCGGUGCUGCGAGACUUCUCGUUGCAGCAGAUUAACACUGUGUGCGACGAGCUGUACAUCUACUGCUCGAGGUGCACGUCCGACCAGCUUCACAUCCUGAAGGUUCUGGGAAUUCUUCCCUUCAACGCGCCGUCGUGCGGGCUCAUUACGCUGACCGACGCGCAGAGGCUGUGCAACGCUUUGCUGCGUCCACGCACUUUCCCUCCGAAUGGCAGCUUCCUCCCCGCUAAGAACACGCUGGCCCAGCUGAAGGAGUCUGGCAGCGCCUUUGAGGUAGAGCACGAGUGUUUGGGCAAGUGCCAGGGGCUGUUUGCACCUCAGUUCUACCUGCAGCCGGACGAUCCGUGUAUCCAGUGCUUGGAGUGCUACGGCAUGUUUUCGCCUCAGACGUUUGUGAUGCAUUCGCAUAGAUCCCCCGACAAAAGGACCUGCCACUGGGGGUUUGAAUCGGCCAAGUGGCACUGCUACCUGCACAUUAACCAAAAAUACUUGGGAACCUCGGAGGAGAGGGAGCUGAAGCAUCUCUUGGAGGAAAUGAAGGAGAAGUUUAGCGAGAAAAAUCAGAAAAGAACUCAGUCCAAAAUGGAUUCACAGCAGAGUCUAGAGGUAUCGCAGUGGUAUCCAGUUAUAAAACAAGAAGCAGAAACUGCUACUCAACCACCCUCGUUUGUCCAUCCCAGUUACUACCUUUAUAUGUGUGAUAAAGUGGUUGCCCCAAAUGUGUCUCUUGCGUCACAAUAUAAAGAAGUUGCAAAACCAGCAGUUAGAGCAGAAGUAAUUAAAUCCUCAUCUGGACAGCCUGAGAAACAGCUCAGUAGUGGAAAACACAAAAGAGCCGCUUCCUAUCCCGAGCUUUCUCUGGAAGAACAGGAAAAGGUUGACUUGAAAACUGGCGUGGGGCACCAUAAACGUCCAGAUCCGCCUGUAUCCACUCAUUCUGCAAGAGACAGCAAAUCUGAACGUAUUUCUUCCAAAAGCGCUAGGCACUCCAGCCAUGCUGAAGUACGUCAUCGUGUACGAACCUUGUCUCCAACUCUCAUGAAGGACAUCAGCUGUGAAGACGACAAGGGAAAAAUCAUGGAAGAAGUAAUGAAAACCUACAUGAAACAGCAAGAAAAACUAAAUAUCAUUUUGCAGAGGAAACAACAGCUUCAAAUGGAGGUUGAGAUGUUAAAUAACUCUAGAGCAAUGAAGGAACUCACUGAAGAGCAGCAGAAUUUACAAAAAGAACUUGAAUGUUUGCAGACUGAGCAUGCUCAAAGAAUGGAAGAAUUUUAUUUUGAGCAGAGAGACCUGGAGAAGAAACUGGACCAAGUAAUGAAACAGAAGUGUGCCUGCGAUUCCAAUUUAGAAAAAAACAAAGAAGCUGAAUAUGCUGCACAGCUAGCAGAAUUGAGACAGAGGUUGGACCAUGCAGAGGCAGAUAGACAAGAGCUUCAAGAUGAACUGAGACAAGAACGAGAAGCAAGAGAAAAGUUAGAGAGGAUGAUAAAGGAAUUGAAGCUACAGAUCCUGAAAUCUUCAAAAAAUGGAAAAGGAAAAUAGAAAACGGAAGAGAGAAACGUAACUCUGUCCUUCAAACAGGGUGUUUUGUUUUUUGAUGAAUUUUGAGCAGUUUCUUUGUUAAGAAAAAGUGUUCUUUAUAGAUUUCUAGUUCCCAAACGAGUCAAGAAGAAGAUAUACGYAAGUAUAGAGAGAUAGAAAGAUAGGUAUGAACUUUAGGUAUUCUGAACCAAUGAAAACUACAUUUAUUUGUACUGUGUUUUUCUCAAACUAUGGAAAAAAAUGAAAUGUUUUUUGAUUUACAGUUAUCGGUUUCUGUCUAUUUCUGUUGUUGUUUGAGGGCUCUGUACCUUUGAAAAACAACAUUGUAUGUUAAAAAUAUAUGUGGCAAUCCUUAUUUCACUAUCAAUUGCACAUCCAAUUAUAAUUUUUUUUUUUUUAACUACUUCAAGAUCAAAAAUGGUGUGGGCCUCUGUGAGAAUUACAUGUUCUCUCUGCCAGGAAAGCAAAGACAGCUUUUCAUUUGCCAGGGUAAUGCUCAAAAUUGCCAGGAUGAGGAAAGGUGAUUGAGCAUCAACAAUUAUUUACUAGCUUGAUCUAUUUUUUUAGCUCUUAAUUUUAUUGUACGAAUUGUCAAACUGAUUUUUUUUUCACUAUUUGCUGUUUAACAACUCAGUAUCAACCUAAAAAGUUUUAGAAACAGCCUUUGGUUAUGAUGCUGGAAUGUUUGUUUUUGUGAAGAACAGCAAUUAAAAUA
Nothoprocta perdicaria is the source of this 3408-nucleotide messenger RNA. RefSeq names its product SKI like proto-oncogene (gene SKIL). NCBI's taxonomy places the organism in Eukaryota, Metazoa, Chordata, Aves, Tinamiformes, Tinamidae. The record is from RefSeq and is a predicted model, not a curated record. The transcript has 6 exons. Gene Ontology annotation, biological process: negative regulation of BMP signaling pathway. Bases 624 to 2693 code for a protein of 689 amino acids. Gene Ontology annotation, molecular function: RNA polymerase II cis-regulatory region sequence-specific DNA binding; SMAD binding; DNA-binding transcription factor activity, RNA polymerase II-specific. Gene Ontology annotation, cellular component: nucleus.